AUGGCGGGCCAGCCGCUGUACCACGUGACGCCGCGGCGCCCCCUCCGCGCUCAGGCGGCAGCGGCAGCGGCGGGCGGGGAGGCGGCGGAAGGGCUGGGCGCUGAGCGUCCCCCGCGCCCGGCCCGCCGGGAAGUGAGCUUCCUGGACCCGCCCCCGCCGCCAGAAGGCGGCAGCUUCGGUCCGGCGCGGCGCGCAGGGGCAGUGGCGAGCGGCGGGAGAGGCCGUGGUAGAGGGCGGCCGUGGCGGAGCCGCGGGGCAGCAGCAGGCAGGAUGAUGACGGCGGAGAGCGGCGACGGGCAGGAUCCGCUGGAUGCUACCGAGAAUUGCAGACGGAGAAGCUCCCGGUUGGCGGCGGCGGCGGCGCCGCAGGUGGAGGAGGCCGCGGUCAAGCCCGGCCCCAGAGGGGCGCUGGAGGAGGACGAGCAGGACGCUGUGUGUCCAGACUCUUUGACUCGACCCCCGAUAAGACAACGUAAACGGGCAGCCAGUUCCUCAGUUCACCUUCAGGAGACUCCAGUAAAGGAAAACACAAAGGCUUAUGACAGCAAUGAACCUGAGAAUCCAGCAGGGCAUCAGCCAAACAUUUAUACACCAUUAAAAGAAAAAAAGGCUGACUUCCUUGAGAAAAAUGAAAAGCAUCAUUCAGCUGCAUCACAGAGCAGAAGUACAUUUCAAGUUCAGCCCAGUAAAGGGAAGCUGUCACAGCCUUUGGCCAGAAAUAAUGCUGAAUUGCAGAGUGGAUUUCACAAGUGCUGGACUCUGUUACUGGUUCUGUUAAUUGCUGUCCUAUUGCUUUUUGUCCUGUGGAGUUGGAGAAGUCCAGAUUCAAGCAGUAAUGCUCAAAUUGUGCAAGCAUUUCGGGACCAGAUGAAGAAACUAGAAAAUACUUACCAAAGCCAGAACCCCGAUCUGUGGAAAAAAAUCCACGUGCUCCUUGAGAAACACCUUAACACUUCCCAUCUGCAUUUGAAGCCUGCCAUUCUGCUGCUCACAGCUGGCCAGGAAGCUGAGAAGGCACUGAGAUGCCUAAGUAAUGAGAUUGCCAAAGCACUUGCCUUCUCCCAGAAUGCUGCUGCAAUCAAAAUUGAUGGGGAAGACAAAGCCAUAUUGGACAGUGACACUGUCAAGCAAGAAGUCGAUAAUGAGCUCAGCUCCGGGUUCAGCAAAGGCAAGAAAGUAGCCGUGGUGCACCGAUUUGAGUUACUGCCUGCAAGCUCCACCUUAAUCUUUUACAAGUACUGUGACCAUGAGAACUCAGCCUUUAAGGAUGUGGCUCUCCUGCUGACAGUUCUCCUGGGUGAGCAGUCACUCAGAAAAAGCCUCACCAUGAGAGAAGUUGAGGAGAAAGUCCGGGAUUUCCUCUGGGAAAAGUUUAUCAAUUCAGAUGUUCCUACUUCCUACAGCAGCAUGGACACAGACAAACUCAGUGGACUGUGGAGUCGUAUAUCUCAUCUUGUUUUGCCUGUUUGGCCUGAAAAGGACCUCCCUGUGCAGGGAUGUGCAUAAGUUAUUGGAGAUGACUCAGGAAAGGAGGAAGACAGAAAAUGCAUGUUGUAAUGGCUGGACAGGGAGGAACUUACUGCUGAGCUCAGGCAGCAUACAGUCCUUUCUGUGCAGAGAAGUUUCACCAGCUGGCAGGGUUGUUUCUGCUAAAGUAACUGGGAUUUCUCUAAAUCAACUGCAGAAUGUAAGCAAGGAACUUGCUGGUUGUUGGUAAGUCGUGUUCAGUGAGUCGGUGUUGUGGAGAUGGACAUAAGUGUCUGCCUGUGCAGAAACACUCAUCCACUUCUGACCCUGUCAUAGUUUUGCUGUGAGGAUUCUUUUCUGGUUGUGCAUAGUGCUUGUGCCCUGUUUGACAAGGUAAUAGGAUGCAAAAAUACCAUCUUCGUCUGCCAGAAUUGCUUAAUUGUCUUCUAAAAUAGGGAAAAGCAAGCUAAAAAUGAUGAUAAAGUGACAUGAGCCCAAGCACAAGUUUUUUGUUGAUCCAUCUGAUCACAAAAUAGAUGUCAGCUGUCUCUGGCAACUUCUAGAAACAGCAGUAUUACUUAAAAGAUUUGUGACUUUCUGAGAAGCAUCUCUUCCUUCAAAGAGCUUGCCCAAAAUGAUUCUGCAAAGUGAGAAAAGCUGAGGUACAAAGGACUGCUUGACAUUAGCAGUACUGAUACCAAUUAAAUAAUCCCUCAGCACAUCUGCCUCACUGCUUCCAGGAAUUCUUUGCUCCUUUGCAGAGUUCUUCAAGUGUUAAAAUCUGGGGGUGAGGAGUGACAAAACGUGGGCUGCGUGUGCAUUAAAGCCCUGUUGCUUCUCCUUUCCAAACAGAAGCUACAAAGAUGUAAGUUAUUUUUUGUCUUGAGAGAAUUAUUUUUGCACCAAGAGAGUUUAUUUAUCUGUGGAUACCCUAGAAAAGUAGCCUUUCCUCACACGUCUGCAUAGAACCUGCUGCUUGCUGUAUAAGCUUCUGCUGAAGAGCAAAUUUGCGGUGCAUGCUUUUUGAAAAUAAAUUUUUUGUAGAGUGCCUCAUGCCCAGAAUCCCUCAGAUCAGACUACAAAUGGGUACUCAAGUCAAGUGAAAGCUUUUUGGCUUAAAAAAAAAGUGUUGCAGCACUUCCAUUUCAUUGCUGUUAGUGAGUGCUCUCGAACUGUUGAUGUCAGUGUGCAUUUGGUUUUACUGAUUUUUGAGGGGACAUGGAAGGACUGCUCUGGGAAUAAUAGAUAGUUUUCUUGGAACAGCUGAGAGAUCAGUGGCUCUGGCACACCAUUCACAAGCCCCUUGAGCUGUCCUCUUCCAAAAUGUCCUUCUUAAUCAGGAAAACUUCAGGUGCUGGAGCUUCUGGCUUCAUUGUGCGAGCGAAGGUUUGGGGUGGUAAGUGGAAUGAACUAAAAAUCACCUUAUGCAUAUUUAAAAGUCCUCUUGGUUUGGGAGACACAGGGCUGCAGUCACUUAACUGGAGGCUGAUCUGUCCUAACCACUGAGAGCCAGCAAUGGAUAGUGCUUUACUCUUCAAACAAGAAUUAAACCCAGUAAAAAGCCAUGGAAGUGCUGCUGUUAGGGACAUUUAAGACUAGCUCAGGAAGGAAAAGAUGGCAUUUUACAUUUUGGACAUGUCACUGGACAAAGGUUUUUUAAGAAUCCAACUGUGAGUUAUUUCCAAGUGUGUCCUGAUAACAUCUUUCUUUGUAUAUUGUGUAAACUAUUUUGGUAGUCAUGAAAAAUAAACACACUUGUUUGUUUUAUAA
Molecule: messenger RNA, 3237 nt
Organism: Pogoniulus pusillus (Red-fronted tinkerbird)
Lineage: Eukaryota; Metazoa; Chordata; Aves; Piciformes; Lybiidae
Product: torsin-1A-interacting protein 1-like
Exons: 6
Coding region: 1-1506 (501 amino acids)
Biological process (GO): membrane organization
Cellular component (GO): membrane
Molecular function (GO): ATPase activator activity
Source: RefSeq, a predicted model, not a curated record